AAUGCCAUCGCCGCCGACACUAAAGCAGCGGUGGGAGUAGGAAUACGCUCGCGAACUGUUUCUCUUCUCGAGAGAGCAAGAGCGGAGUUAUGAGUUCGGGGGUAAUGUAGAUAGCGAUCGUGUGUGUAUCGUGCCGCAUCUGGAAGGAGGCUUCCUAUAAAAGUCUUUCCGAAAUCGAGUCAGACAUCAGUCUAUCGACACAGUCAGCCUCGAGAGCCAAGCAAACCCCAAAGUCACUCAAGAUGUUCAAGCUCGCCGUGUUCGUCGCCCUCGUGGCCUGCGCCUUCGCUGCCCCCAAGCCCGGUUACCUGGCCGCGCCCGCCGUCUACGCCGCGCACACCGUCCCGGUUGCCACCAGCUACCAGCACCAGACCGUCAUCAAGAGCCCGGUUGUCUCUUCCUACACCUAUGCUGCCGCUCCCGUUCUCAAGACCUACUCUGCUCACCCAGCCCAUCUGACUUACGCCCAGGCUGCCCCUGUGUACAGCAGCUACUCCGCUCCUCUCGGCUACACACAGUACGCACAUGCUGCCCCUCUUGCUUACAGCAGCUACCCCGCUCCCGUCCAUGCCUGGUAAACAGGAACGAUCGAGUUUGGUGCCAUUAGGAGAAUAAGGAUUCAACCUCAUCUAGUCUGUCGCUCAUGACAGCUAUAGCUAAUUCAAUAAAUUUUGUCGUCCGCUCCGGCGGACGAACCCUUUCUUCGUAAUAAAUACAGAAAUUUAGUCAAUUGAAA
This is a messenger RNA of Nasonia vitripennis (jewel wasp), 736 nucleotides long. Its product is annotated as larval/pupal cuticle protein H1C-like. Lineage: Eukaryota; Metazoa; Arthropoda; Insecta; Hymenoptera; Pteromalidae. The record is from RefSeq and is a predicted model, not a curated record. Bases 243 to 578 code for a protein of 111 amino acids. The transcript is spliced from 2 exons.